UGGAUAUUGAGGCCAACAACUUGGCUUUUACGCGCUCGGGUCCGUUUGAGCGACCAUUGCCUACUGAAGGGAUGUUUAGGCGGGCCAAGAAAUUGGCUAACAUGAGUCUUAAAGAGAAGGAUGUAAAAAAGUUGGUCACGCUGGACCUUCUUCAGAUGGUGAGUCUGGUGCCAUGUGAGCAGGAUCUGGUGGUGGAAAGUACCACCGGGGAGAACGACACGCCUGGUCAGUCUAACGAGGGCACAGAGCAAAUGACUGAUCGGCAUUCUCCUGGGCCUUCUCCGCUUUCCCGUAGACCUGGCGACUUAGUCAUUAGAGAGCCUGAUCCUCAGCGUAGAUCUACUAUUCCCGCUCAACCUGGGAAAGGAAAAGCUAUCCAGGUUGAAGGGGAACUUAGCUCAUCCUCGGACGACGAGGAUGAGUUCCUUGAUCAGAUCUUCAACGCAGAUUCAGACAUGUUCAGAGAUUGCGUUGCUUCAAAGAGGAAAACUGGUGAUGGAAGUGGCUCUAUGCCUCCACAGAAGAUUCAGAAGGUAGUACCGCCAAGUCAAGGGAGGCAACCUGGGGGACCGACUACACUUCCGCCAUUGACCCCCUCUUCCCUUCCUCCUUCUGCGAGCCUAACUCCUACUCACCAGGGUAGUUCGAGUGAGCUUUUUCGUGCUGUUAGCGACCUGGGCAAGGGGCUUCUUGAGGAUAUUGGCCGUGAUGCAUCGACGCUUCAAAGCCUAGACUCCUACCCUCGACUUAGUGUCGAAGUUGUUUUGAAGAGAGGACUCGCUCAAUUGAUGAAGGUAAGCAUUUUUCCUCGAGAUACUUUGUUAUUAGUAUUUUUACUUGUAUUAACUUUUUGUCUUCCAUGCAGUCACUUGUCACCAUUGGUCAUGCUCAGCUUCGAGCCGUAGAUUACAAGGAGCUGAUCAAGGUGCAGGACGAUCAACUGGUGGAGGCCAGGUCCAAGCUGGAGCAAGCAGAGAGAACUAUAGCUGAACGGGACGAGUCUCUCAAAAAGCAGGCUCAAAACAAUGCUUCCUUGACAACUCAAUUGGAGAAGCAAUCCCUUGAUAUUAAAGAGUUAGUUCGAGACAAUGAGAGGUUGAUUAGCGAGAACGAAGAGCUGAAGCAAGAAAAAGAGCUUGACUUGAUUCGCUUUGAGGAGGCCAGUUUUGACUGCUUCUAUAAGGUCUGGAAGCUGAACAAGCCUCUUAAUCUUGAUUGUUUCCCCAAGGAGGCCCAAGCAGAGGAUCUUGCCAGAUGUGAAGCAAGAGCCGCUGAAGA
Humulus lupulus (European hop) is the source of this 1278-nucleotide messenger RNA. RefSeq names its product protein rad9-like. The coding region runs from base 72 to 905 and encodes 277 amino acids. The record is from RefSeq and is a predicted model, not a curated record. The transcript has 2 exons. NCBI's taxonomy places the organism in Eukaryota, Viridiplantae, Streptophyta, Magnoliopsida, Rosales, Cannabaceae.